CGAUCGUCUUGUUUCACGAUGUCCCCCACAGUCAAGCUCGAAUUUAACCCGAAGAACAUGCUCUUCCGGAGGCUUGGCUCUUCUGGUUUACGAGUCCCCGUAUUCUCCCUCGGAGGAUGGCUCACGUUGGGUGGAACCGUCACUGGUGAUCCUGUAAAGGAAAUUGUCAAAGUAGCUUUCGAGAAUGGGAUCAAUAUGUUCGAUACCGCAGAGGCGUACGCAAAGGGGCAAUCCGAACUGGAGAUGGGUCGUGUUAUCAAGGAACUUGGGCUACGUCGCACAGACCUCGUUAUCUCAACUAAGCUGUUCUGGGGCCUGAGAGAAGGGCCGAAUGACGGUGGACUGUCGAGAAAACACAUCAUUGAAGGCACCCAGGAGUCUCUCGAGCGCCUUGAGUUGAGUUAUGUCGACAUAAUCUUUGCCCAUCGUCCCGAUGCAUCAGUUCCCAUGGAAGAAGUCGUUCGCGCAUUCAACUACGUGAUCGACAAGGGCUGGGCGUUUUACUGGGCUACCUCGGAGUGGUCCGCUCGUGAGAUCGAAGAGGCACACCAUGUCGCCGAGAAGCUCAACCUUGCAGGUCCGAUCGCCGAACAAUGCCAGCACAACAUGUUCCAUCGCGAACGUCCAGAGAGCGAGUACCGACCACUGUAUAGCAAGUACUCGCUGGGAACGACGGUCUUCUCUGCACUUGCCAGCGGGGUUCUAACGGGGAAGGUAAUCAACUCCCUCUCGUGUCAAAUAAAACGUUUACAAAAGAUCUACCAGUACAACGACGGCAUCCCGGAGGGCACCCGCCUCGCGAUGCACAGCGGCCAGUUUAAGGGCAUGAUCGCUACCCUUGACGAACAAGUCGUCAAAGUGCGAAAGCUGACAGAGAUCGCGGAGAAUGACCUCGGAUGCUCUGUGGGCCACCUCGCGCUCGCGUGGAUUGCACGCAACCCGAACACGAGCACCGUCAUCCUCGGUGCGUCUCGGCCGGAGCAGGUGCUCGACAAUCUCAAGGCGCUCGAUGUUAUCCCGAAGUUAACACCCGAGAUUCUGGAGAAGAUUGAGGCCGUGCUCGGGAACAAGCCUGCGGCUACGCCAACGUUUGGGCGGCCACCGCUGGAUGCUUUCGGCCGGUUGUGAAGGCGGGGUAUUUGAGCAAUGGACGGAUACAUGUAUCUUGUUUAAUAUGACAUUACGGUAUACGAUACUUCCAGGAUACAAAGUGGACCAGAUAUCAUAGCUAGUCUCGUUCAAGUAACUGCACCAGAAGGAACUACACCACUCAUAAUGACGGGAACCGCAUUACGACAAUACUCCCGUUGGCUAACCCAAGAGCCAGCCGAUUUUCAAACGACCGUGCGGCCUUGAUAGGUGCCAUAUGGGGAAGCUUUGCCAGAAUCUUCUUGUCUCCGUCCGGUAGCAAACCGUUUUCAGCGACACAGACAUAACGUCCAAGCUUCAGAGAAAGUGAUGCAGGCAAACGAAAAGCGUCCUUCGGUACGCUCGCGCUCGCAUCCGAGGGUACCAGCCGCUGUCCACUCUGCGCAUCCCAAACCGUUACACCAUCAUCACCAUGAGCUUCAGCAAUGAUCUGCAUCCCGUCAAACGAGAAGUUCAGCGCCUUCAGGUUCCACCCCACCUCUAACGGCUCCAGCAGCGGUUCCAUCGUAUUUGCGUCCCAGACCCGGACCGUCCGGUCUUGACCGCAGCUCGCAAGCCUGAGUCGACCAUCGGUGUCGAGCGGCGAGAAAGCGAGGAGCGCAACAACACCCUUGUGUUUCUUUGCGGGACUCAUGCUUCCCACCGAGACUAUGUCAAAAACGCGCACGCGUCCGUCCUUGGUCGACCCAGUAGCGAUGGCCUCGACACCGCCGCUCCGCCCCCACGAGACGCUACGCACGGGCCGGCCGAGGUUCCGCACAGGCCUGGAGUGCUCUGCACCAGUGCUCAGGUUCCAAGAGCGCACAGAGCAGUCCUUGGACGCGCUUGCCACGUGCAAAUCGCCUGGUGCGAGGGCGAGCCCCCACACCGCACUACGAUGUCCUCGAAGCGGACCCAGAAGUAUGGUACCAGAAUGUGCAUCCCACACGCGUAUGGUGCAGUCUUCCGCGCCGGAGAUGAUCCUAGAGUUAUCGGAUGUGAUAGCUACGCAAGUGAUAGCCCCGGUGUGCCCCUCGAGGCGCCUGAGGAGGCGGAAGCUUUGGGCGUCCCAUAUGCGCAACGUCUCGUCGCGAGAACCCGUGACGAAAGCGGUUCCCCCAGGGAAGUACGAUAUGCACAGCACUGCACGUCCAUGGGCGACAAACGGCUCGCGAAUUGGAGCUCCGCUAUGGGCGUCAAACGCCCCUAUCCGCCGGUCUUUGGACGCCGUCAAGAGUUGCUGGCCGUCUGGCGAGAACGUAAGCCCAUAAACUGCGAGGUCGUGUAUAGUGAUGGCUUCACAAAUUUGUGAGCCGGCGAGCGCAUCCCAUAGCCUGACACGUCCGUUGUGUGCUGCGCUUGCCACUCGUGUACCGUCGGGUGCCCAUAUAGCCUGUGUGAGUGCUGCGGUAUUAUCGUAGUUUCCCAUCGUUAAGGCGAAUCCGUCGGGGUUGUGCAUUUCCGAGAGUUGUGCGCCAGACGCGGCGUCCCAGACACGCAAUGCGCUUCCAGUAACGGCGAGGAGCUGGCGCAUGUUCGGCGAGAAUUGAACGACGUGGAGAGCGCCAUUGUCUAGGCCAAACUCAGUUAAGAGCGGGGACCACUGCUCGCGAAAACCGCCUGCGAUGCUAGGGUAUACGCCCGGUUUGUGGUAAAUGCGGUAUAUGAGGGUAUUGGUAGGCGUGAAGGGAAGAGCGCUGGUGUACACGAGCAAGGGAUGCUCUUCGAUGAGGUUCAUGAAAGCUUGGCAAAAACGGAUGCCAUCGGACGCGAGUUCGAGAAAUUCGGAGUCGCUCGCAGGUUCCGGUGUGUUCUUUUGCAACCAAUCCCUCAAGGAGAUCAACAGCCCGAUUGUCUGCCUUGCCUUCCUGAGGAUCGACAUCGCCUCAAUCCAGUGCAACAGAUGCACGCGCAAGAACUCCUCCACAAGCUUCGCCACCCUGCCCACAUCUUCUACCUCGCUCGCCUGAACAGCAUGCCUAAUCCAUUGCUCGCACGCAUAAGCAACGUCCUCGGGUACCUGCUCGCACAGCUCGUCCCUCAUCGCGUCCGACAUAUCCAUCAUCACCAUCACCUUGCAGUAGUUUUCCUGCAGCCCGUCCGCAAGCCGGCUCAGGCACAGCUGUGCCAUGCGCACGUGGUGAACCUGCUUAUCGACAAACCACGCGUCGCGCCCACACCUAGUACGGUUCGUAAGGAAAUCCGCAAAUGAGGGGUGCAUAACUCGGAUUGGUUCCUCUCUAGCCCAUUGCACAACGCAGCCCAAGUGCUGGAUGGUAUGGAGACAUGGUCUCUUCCGCUUGCCACCGGCGUUGUUCGGGUCGGCUCCAUUGAGUGCAUCGAUAGUCCGUGCGCAGAGCGGGAAACUCGACGUAAGGACGAUGCCCAGGAUCUCCCGGAAAUCAGAGGCGAACGACUCGUCCGUCCAGUUUCCCGCAACCUCGAGUGCGGUGGUGUAGAUUCCGUCCAGCGCUGCCUCUGCCGUUGCAUACGCGCGGGCGCUUGUGAGAUCAGCGACGCGCUGUUCGGGGUCCUGGCCGUUCUCGAUGAAGUAGCAGGCUGUGGACGCCCAUACGAACAGGCCCGACGCACGCUCGGCGAGCAGUGCGAUGCGGGCGCCUGGCCAGUCUGGAGGAAGAUCGAGGAACUUGUUUUUGGCUCGGAUUGAGACCAUACGAAAGUGGAUGUAUGCAAGGACAUCGUCGCUAUUCGCAUGCGAGGUGAGGUCGAAUGUGGCACGGCGCACGUUUGGAGAGUCGGCUAGUGCUCCCUCGAUAUCGAGUUCAGCACGUCCGGUAAUGAGAACACGGAAAGUGGGUGGAAGUUUGCCCAUCUCGGUAGCGAGGACAUCCAGUAAGUCCUUCCGUGUCUGAGGCGAUCCGCACUCAUCGAGCGCAUCAAAGAUUAUGAGGACCGGACCUUCGCGUGAUAAGGUGUCGAGGGUGGAAAGGGGCUCGAGGAUCAGUUUGCGGAACUGCCAUCGAAGAGGUGACUGCCGGAUACUUGGUGUGUUCUCGAUAACCUUGGCAAUUGCGUUCCCAAUCCUGGGGUCAAACUCGCCAAGCUGAUAAGCAAGGGUACGUAUGACAGCGGCGGGGUCAUUGCGUGCGGAGACAUCGCGGUUGAAGAAAACAAAGGCGCCUAAGCGCCCGAGCUCCCGAAACAUAUUCGCUACCGUCGUCGAGAUUGUGCUUUUGCCAACGCCUGCGAAGCCAUACAACCAAAAGACGUUGCGCUUGACGUCUGGGCUAGUUGCCCACUCCGUGAUGGUAUUGAUCAUAUCUAUACGAGUAUUGGGAAGACAUUCGCCGCGCAUGGGAUCAUCCAUUUCAUUAGGAACUAGCUUAGCUAGAUUCUGCGCACGAGCUAUCUUCUCGACAUUCUCAUCGAUUCGAAAAGAGACAAGUGUCGUCUGAAGGGACAGCUCCGAGUCGAACGAAUCCUUCAGCAUGACGAACGUCUGCACAAAAUGCGUUAUCUGGUCGUCCGCCCAUAUUCCAGUAAGAACCCGCAGAAUCCCAUCCCACUAUACUCUCGGAUGAACAUCACGCACUCGACCGUCUGUAUGAGGAUGCUCCUGAUGGUAGUUUCGAGGCUGUUGAGCUUUUCAGGGAUCGACCGCACGGUAUCAACGAAGGUGUAGAUGGUUUCCAUCGUCACGAGUAGGUCUGUGAGCUUCUGGUCCCGGGCGAAUUGGCCUUGAACCAGCUUGAACACAGAAGAUAUCAUCUGCCACGCUAAGUUGACAUAUGGGUGUAUCUGCGCUGCGACGUCUACCAGUCUCACGAGCACGUCCAACUGCUUCAUGAUCUCUGCGAGCGACCCUCCCACGUCCUUAUCCUUUUCUUGUUCUGUUGGGUGCGUGCCAAAUAGCGAGGCCGCGGGUGUCUUCGCCUCCUCAAUUGCUCGAGGGUCCGAGUGCUUGUGCGCGGAUUCGAGCGCAGUGCGGCCUGCAUUUGCUAAGUCGACGGACCACACGCGAAGGGUGACAUGCCCGAUAGUCGAUUGAAAGGGAGGGGAGGUUGAGUUUGAGUUGGGUUUCGACACAGUGAGGGUCUUGGCGAGGUCCAUCGUUAUCUUCUCGGCAUCGUUCGAAUUAGUUGCGCGAAGAAUGGUCGACAGUCUGACUUGCGCCAUGCCGAGGAUGUGUGCGCCUGGCAUCCAAGUAUCGUGACGAACUUCGAGGUAUAUAUGCGCAUCGAUAUCAGGUGCGUGUAGCGUGAAAGUUUCGUCCCAUGCCGGAUCCCACUGCUUCUUCACUGUUCUCGUCUUGACAUGGUUCACUGCGUUGAGACCAACUCGCGCAAAGGGAUUUGGAGGCUUUGAGGACCGACCGGUAGCUGCGAUGUUGGCUUCAAGUAUCUGAAGCUGGACAUACAUCGCCGAAAUUAUG
Molecule: messenger RNA, 5521 nt
Organism: Coniophora puteana RWD-64-598 SS2
Lineage: Eukaryota; Fungi; Basidiomycota; Agaricomycetes; Boletales; Coniophoraceae
Product: Aldo keto reductase
Exons: 18
Coding region: 19-1128 (369 amino acids)
Source: RefSeq, a predicted model, not a curated record